Messenger RNA from Medicago truncatula (barrel medic), 2752 nucleotides. RefSeq names its product transcription factor TCP4. The record is from RefSeq and is a predicted model, not a curated record. Gene Ontology annotation, cellular component: nucleus. The transcript is spliced from 2 exons. Lineage: Eukaryota; Viridiplantae; Streptophyta; Magnoliopsida; Fabales; Fabaceae. Bases 969 to 2270 code for a protein of 433 amino acids. Gene Ontology annotation, molecular function: DNA-binding transcription factor activity; sequence-specific DNA binding.
UAAUAUGUAAGUAGAGUACAAGAAAACUAGCAGAAGAGCAGUGAUGAAAUAAAACGGACGUCCAUUCUGACCAAACACUGCCACCCUUUGUCACUGCCAUCAUCAUCAAAAGCCUCUUUCUUAUAGGGCCAGAAUGAAUUCCUCUUCCCUAUACCCUUAAUUUACUGUUAUCUCUCUCUCUUCUUUCCUUCUCUUGUCUUCCUGUGUGUUGAGAUAUGGAAAAUUUGCUGGAUUUUUCACAACAGGACACCUCUUUCUCGUCCUCUACAAGUGGGUAUUAACCAACUCAUUCUGCUCUCUUCUACUUUCAUUCAUUAAUUAAUGCAACAAUAACACUGGUAUCACACUUCAUUCAACUUGCAAAAAAGGCAAAAAGUGGUACAGACUUAGAGAGAGACAGAUAGAGGAAUGGGUUAGGCUCAAAACUGUUAAAGCAUUCUUGGGUUUGGUGGUGAUGAUGGAAAUGGGAAAAUUGAAGUGGUGGCAGUUGCAACUAGAGUGUGAGAAAAGGAAACAAAACCAUUGAUUUAGUAGUAGUGUUGUUCUGUUGAAAGCUGGAAGAAGAUAAGCAGAACAAGGGUCUGAGUCUGGAUCCCCCCAGAACAAAUUAUCAUAAUCAUCCUCUUUAUCAACAAAACCAACAAGACCCUCAUCACCAUAACUCUGUUCUAAAUUCAAGUUAUGUAAGGGAUAAUGAAGAAGAAGAAAAUGAUGAACAAAAUUCAUCUCCCUCAUCUGAAAAACCCCUGCAUCAUCCUCACUAUCAUGACCAACACCAACACCAACACCAAGACCCAACCUUUCAUUUUCAUCACCAGUACUUUCAACCACCCCAACAAUAUCUAGAUUUAGAACCACAACCAGAGUCACUUGAACCACCAAAAAAACGGUCUUCUUUUCUUCCACCACUACCACACCCUAAUCCACCAACAUCAUUAUCUUUCUCUUCCAUCGAAUAUGCAAGAAAGAUGGGAGAAACAAUACACGACCAGCACACAGGAACAGCAACAGCAACAGCUACAACAACAAAAACAGCAGCAACAACCUCGUCGAAGAGAAUCAGCAGCAGCGGAGGAGGAGGAGAAAUCGUGGAGGUACAAGGAGGUCACAUUGUCCGUUCAACAGGACGGAAAGACCGUCACAGUAAAGUUUGCACCGCGAAAGGUCCCCGUGACCGCCGUGUACGACUCUCAGCCCACACUGCGAUUCAAUUCUACGACGUGCAAGAUCGUCUCGGCUACGACCGGCCAAGUAAAGCAGUCGAUUGGCUCAUUAAAAAAGCUAAAUCUGCUAUCGACGAACUCGCUCACCUCCCCGCUUGGAACCCCACAGCUACAUGUUCUUCAACACCACAACAGCAGCAGCAGCAGCAAACAAAUGAAAUGUUUCACCGGCAAUCUCCGGUGGACAACAAUCCAGUAACCGCUUCUACCAGUCACCGCUCAGCGGCAUUAGAGCGAAGAAUGCCACCACACGAACAACAAUUUCCUUCCCAACAACAACAGUUGGAGAUAGACUACAACAGUAGUAGCAGUGGGAAACAUGGUUUUCUUCAAGGCUCGUUAGACACUGACAUUGCGGAUACUAUUAAGUCUUUUUUCCCAGUUGAAACGCCCACCACAUCUUUUCACAAUUAUCAACAACCGCCGGAUUUACUCUCUCGAACGGCGGCAACCACCCAGCAGCAAGAUCUCCGUCUCUCAUUGCAAUCUUUUCAAGAUCCUAUUAUGCUUCAGAGCCACCAUGACAACCACCACCACCACCACAAUAACAAUAACCAAGUGCUUUUCGCCGGAAACUCCUCCCUUGGUUACGACGGUGGUGGAAGUGGAAGCACCUUGUGGUCUGAGCAGCAACAACAGCAGCAGCAUCAAGAGGAACAUGAUAACGGCAGAUUGAAUAGAAUGAUGGCUUGGAAUGCUAAUAAUAUUAAUGCUAAUGCUGCAGAUGGUGGUAACAGUGGCCAUGGUGCUGGAUUUGUGUUCAGUACACCGGCACCGGCGUUUGGCGGUUAUGGUCAGUUUUUUACUCAGAGGGGACCCCUUCAGUCCAGUUACAAUCCUUCAGUUCGUGCUUGGAUAGAUCCUUCAAUGGCGACGGCGAAUAUCGUUGAUCACCAUCAUCACUAUCUUUCGCCGAUGAUCCAUCAGGCUUCUGUCUCUGGUGGUGGAUUCUCAGGCUUUCGUAUACCAGCACGAAUUCAGGGUGAAGAGGAACACGACGGCGUAUCCGAUAAACCGUCCUCUGCUUCCUCCGACUCUCGCCAUUGAUUGGAACACUGAUAAAAAUAAUCCAAACUUUCAGGUUCACGGUUUGCGUUGCAGACGGUCUUUUUUGGGAGAGAGCUUUUGGUUUUGAAAGAGCUACAAUUGGAAUUCAAAAGCAACUUGGGUUUGGAUUUUUCAGAUGUUUCAACUUCAAUUCAAUGGCUUAUAUAUAUAUAUAUAUACCGUGUGGGAAUGAAGAAAAUCUGGUUUGAUUUAUUCAUUCAGAUUUAUCAAUUUCAGUCCCCCGGUUUUGUACUACAAUUUAUCUUUUGUUUUUCAAGCUUUAACUAGGACUAAGAGUACUACUAUGUUUAUGUUUGUGUCUAAUUUGCUUCAUUUGUGUCCUUGGAUUUCAAUUUGUAGUAGUUGUGUUGUGUUUUCUUAAUUAGAACUUGUUCCAUUUCUAGUUUCGACUAGUAAUUUGGAAAAAAACAUGCAGAUUAAAUAACUGAGCUAGCUUGCUCAAAAGUUGUUGUUUAUUUCCA